Diatraea saccharalis (sugarcane borer) is the source of this 489-nucleotide messenger RNA. Lineage: Eukaryota; Metazoa; Arthropoda; Insecta; Lepidoptera; Crambidae. The record is from the annotation of a GenBank genome assembly.
AUGCCCCGCUAUGAUUUAAUCACUAUAGAUGCAAAAGGAGUGGUAAGAAGAAUCAAGGGAAUUGCCCAACCCUGGAGACCAUCAAUGCCUAGAGCGCCUAGUGAACAACUUUUUCUCUGCUACAUUCAUCAAACGUGGAAAAACGGAGAAAAAGAAGGAGUAAAAAUAGUGAAUAAUGCUAUUCAUGCUGUACCGAUGAAUGAGCUUGAAGCAAUGAAAAAAGGAAUAAAUGAUCUUUAUGCUCUAGUUGCCCAGGAACGUUUACGCAGUGAUGUAAAUUCAAGAGAACCUACCACCAAAAAAGGAGUAUUUGUAAAUUCGUUCUUCGACGAUGAUAUGCGUGAUCAAGGAAUUUCGCAGUCUGCAGCAAUAGUAAACAAGGAAUUAAUUUUACCAAUAGAUGUAACGAUGGCUGAUAUUCAUGGAGGAGAAAAAACUUAUUUGUUGGCAUAUGAACUUGAACCGGUACUAGAGCAGACUAAAGACUAA